AUGUCGUCAGUACUUGUCAGUAUCAAACGAGCCGGUCUCAGGCUAUUGGCGUGUUUCCAAGUUGUGGCGACACCGAUCAGCCUGCCCAUAACAGUAGAUUCUCAACAAGAUCACCAGAACGUGUUAAUGAGCGACCAACACCGUCUUUCUGAACAGCUUCAGCUGCUCUAUCACUUCGGGUACUCAGAUAUUGAUAUGCGUUAUCAAGAUGUCGGUCAUUUUAGCAACAGGCGUAGGCGGAAAUGGAAUUACACCAAAUCCACCAUUCGCAUUCUCGACACCAUCGCGGUCGCACUGACCACCGGCCUGGCCGGAGAUGCCUACGCUACUGCAUUCGACACUAGUGGGGGUCUCACGCUUGUAUUGGCAAAAAACGAACCUGUCACGCAUGACGACGAUCGCGCUGUUCGUGAUUUGUUCAUGGUGGUCACCGCUCCCCAGACUUCAGAGCCACGGGACGUUUACCCUUUCCUAUUUACUCGUUGCGGGGCAAACAUUGCGAAGCGGAUCGCGAAGAUAGAUGACGCUGUGCGCGAUAUCUCCCCUGCCAUCGAGGAAGUCUUAAAGCACUACACACCCGAGCACUCCAUCGACAAAGAGUUUCCCCACUCUGCGCUUUAUCUCGAUCUCCAGGGUAGGGUUAAAGAUAUCAACUUAGAGAAUCUAUCAGCAACGCCAGAUCUCUGCAUCAAGUACACACACCUUGUGCUCGUCGCCCUCGUUCUCAAAAGGUCCCUUCUGCUACAUUCGCUCUGCGAACCCACCGGGGCCAUGGAUCGCAACCGCAAACUGCAAGCGGAACAGCUGAAACGCCGCCUUGCUAAGGUCUGCCAGUAUUAUGACGGUAUUGCAGACCUCAUCACGUAUACGAGGCGCUAUUUCCCACAAGGCAUUGCACAUCGCUGGGUCGAUCCGAUUCGUGACACGGGCGAGACUACAGUUAAUCUAGAAGGGAACUACUUGGGGGCCAUCGAACGGGCACUCGGCGGUGUUUCUCCCUCGACGGAUACUCUAACCACGCUGCGCAGGAAGUUCCCGAACAUGGGAGGGUCGUGGAGCGCGAGUCGUUCCAUCACGACUCGACUCCACGCCGAAAUCCGCAUCCUACUUCAUCUCAGCAAACCUUUCGAUGCUUUGGACCACUCUCAGCAGCAGCCUAUCGGAUACGGGCGGAGCGAUGUUGAUAUAGCUGUCAUGAACGGGAUCCAGCAACGCCUGACUCGGACUAUUGCUCAGCUAUUUCCAAACCAGAGGAGGCUCUCGGAUGAACAUCGGUCGAGCGGGUCGGAAUCAGAGGGAAGUGACUCGGGAGAGGAGAUGACGAAGGAACAGGAACUGAACUCUGGAGUGUCCUGUCAGAACUGGAAACGUUAUUUUUAG
Pisolithus orientalis is the source of this 1380-nucleotide messenger RNA. RefSeq lists its product as uncharacterized. The transcript has 5 exons. The record is from RefSeq and is a predicted model, not a curated record. The coding region runs from base 1 to 1380 and encodes 459 amino acids. Lineage: Eukaryota; Fungi; Basidiomycota; Agaricomycetes; Boletales; Pisolithaceae.